Messenger RNA from Culex quinquefasciatus (southern house mosquito), 2427 nucleotides. RefSeq lists its product as uncharacterized. Lineage: Eukaryota; Metazoa; Arthropoda; Insecta; Diptera; Culicidae. The coding region runs from base 970 to 2172 and encodes 400 amino acids. The record is from RefSeq and is a predicted model, not a curated record. The transcript has 6 exons.
CUCUUCAUUUCGCGUCGCGUGUUGACUUAAGCUGACUUGAUCGUGUGUGCUCACGCGACCUGUUUCGUGGCGUUGAUAACGCGCCUCACUUGAUCAACAGGUCUGGGAGUGGGUUGAUAGUGUUGGUGUGUUUUGGGUUGCAGAUCGUCGCGGUGUGCUGGUUUGGACGAGUGCCCAAAAAUUUGACAACAUUUAGUCUCGCGCGGGAAUCACCGUAUAGUCAGUCGGCCGAUCGUCGUCAGUGUGAGUCUGGUUUUGCUCGUAAGGUCUGCGUGUAAACAAAGUGCGAAAGGAAAUAACAAUAACACACAAAACUGCAAUAAUGGUCACGGCGAGACAUGUUUGGCUGUAGGAGGUGUCCCGAAAUCUGCGUAUUCCAAGUGUCCACAAGUCGCGACGUGUCACGCUUGGAGGGAGAGAUCGCCUUGAACUCGCGAUUCGAUUCGAUUCGUCAACUGGUGGUGGUCGUGAUGUGAUUAGUCAAGUGCAAGAAAGCUGUUAUUUCAUCGCUAGGAAUGUAAAAAUAUAACACGCCAUCGUCAGAGCCAAGUGAUAAAGGUGCAUCAAGUUCUAAGUGGUUGAGCCAACUGUUGGGGUGCACUUGUACAGAGCUCGAAGCUGCUGAGUUGCUGAUUAUUCCUGGAUUGCCAUAAAUUGCUCGGAAUGGAUCAUUUGUGCGUGGACCUGGUCGGGGGUGUGAAGUGAACGAUGAAAUUUGGCAGCCAUAAACGGAGAAGGAGAAAAUAAAUUGUGGCAUUUGUGCUUAAUAAUGUGAACCUCGUACAAUUUUGUGAUGAAUUGAAAGUGCUUAAAAUAUUUAUAUGUUCUGGCUGUGAUAGAUGAUUUCCUUUAUUGCGUUCGAGAGUAGGUGAUUUCAACAAAGAAGACUCGCGAAUAGCUCCAGAUUUUAUCGCUAAUAUCUACCAUUUCACACCUUGAUUCGCGGGGAAUAUUCGUUAUCAAUAGAAAAUGUGUCGCUGUUGUCAGAGCUGCUGGGAAGAUUUCUACUGGAGCUGUUUUGAGGAACGAUUCUGCUACGAUGAAACUAUCGCUCACUACGAUCCCGAGGAAGACGAGUAUGCGGUGAAGAAAAAGUCCACAAAUGGUUUCUACAACUCGGAAGACUCAUUAGAGAACAAUAACGCUCCAAUUUGCCGACAGCCGGCCAGUUUCGGGCGAAAUAAUUCGUUAAGCUCAAAAGUCCACGAGGAUGACCUGCGGCGGGAGAUUCAAACCAACGUGCCGAUGCUGGCGCCGGAAGUGCUGGCGGUGUUUGCGAACUCGCAAAUCUUCCAGGAGCAAGCCCCAACGAAACCGGCCGUCAAGAGUCCAACCUCGGUGAAGUUUGCCAUCUCGCCGGACUCGCCCAUCUCGGCGGUGUCACUGGACGCCAACACGUCCACCCCGAAAACGUCACGAUCGGGCAGCGAGGUGGCCACUCGGGAGGACGAUUCCAAUAAGCUGCUCAAACGGCUCGAAGGAUCCCAAAGCGAGCUCCGCCCGACUCGAUUCGGCAGUCGCAUUAUUCCGGAGAUUGUGGAGGAAACUAACGACGACAUUGACGAAGUGGUGCUGCGUCCCCCGCGGAACCUGAUCGAGGCGUCAGCGUCGUUCGCCGGCUCGACGGGGGUGAUCAACAAGAACCUUUCGCAUCUGCAGGCCGAACAGCCAUACUUUUCAACUCGACCCGCCAGUGAAAAUGACAUUUUCACCAUUUCUUCGGCAAGCAAUUACAACGCCAUCAGCAUGACUCCGGAAGUGCCGGCCAUUUCGUUCUCCAAUCUACCCAAGAACUACUUGGAGACUCCGACGGUGGAAAAGUACCGCGAAUCGGUCAGUCUGUACUCGAUACAGACGGCGGGAAUUUCCACCGUCAAGGAAGACUACUCGAUGCCGAGAUAUUACCGCAAGUCGGACAUGAUCGUGAACAGUGCCGAUCGGAGCAGCAAGGAUCUGGACGAGGUGGGACCGAUGUCGGUUUCCAGCUCGGCGAUUACACCGGGACCGCUCAAGCAGGUCGAGAAGAGCAAACGGUUGAAGAACAUUCGAACGGCGCUUCCACCACUUAAUUUGCAGCUGAUUAGAGGACACUCGUCUUCUAAUUUGAAGGAGAAGGAGAAAGAGGCCAAGGAUAAGGAGAAACUUAAAUCAAAAGACAGUAUUAAAUCGUAAUGGAAGAGCCAUGCUACUUAAGUCACUUUCCAGUGCCAGAGAUAUACAGUUGUACCGUGGAAUCUAAAGAAGCGCAGAGCAGCUUAUGUUGAGGUGGAGGAUAUUUUUUGAUUCCGCUUAUUAAACAUUGAUUUUUAUACAUAAACUUAAUGCUGUACAUAUCAUUUUAUUGUUAUUUGUUUAAUAGUUCAUUCAGGUAGCUAAAGCAAGAAAGUGCCAAUUUCUUAGAUAAUAAAGUAUUACUGAUUAAACAUU